This is a messenger RNA of Paramecium tetraurelia, 6603 nucleotides long. RefSeq lists its product as uncharacterized. The record is from RefSeq and is a predicted model, not a curated record. Gene Ontology annotation, molecular function: protein binding. The transcript has 15 exons. Lineage: Eukaryota; Ciliophora; Oligohymenophorea; Peniculida; Parameciidae.
AUGUUUUAAGAUAAAUAUGGAAAAACUGUUAGUGAGUUCAAUCAGAAGUACAAUAUUGUAGCAAAUCCUUCUCAACUAAGAUUUGAGGAGGGAUUGCUAAAUUACAAGUACAAUUCACUUUUGGGAUAAUUCUAAGAUAGCCUUUUGCAGGAUAUUCGAGGAGCAAUAGUGACAGCAUAGAGAGGUUACUUGUCAAGGAAAGUGUUGAAACAUUACUUCAAGGAGCUGCCAAAAUAAUUACGAGCAGAAUACUUUGGCUCAUUGUUAACAUUGUAUAAAGAAUCGCUUCGACAGCAAUAAUAGAAUCAGUUCUAUUUCUCUGGCAUGGGCAGUGGGAUGAAAGUGGAGAAGGUUACUUGGCCAUUCGUUGAGGGUUUCGGGUUUUGCAUUUGGAUUCAAGUGGAGAAUAUAAAUUAUGAAUUGUUUAAUGAGUAGAAUAUGGGUGUGCAGAAAAUAAUAAGCGUUCAUGGACAAGGGUAACAAGGCGGUGGAGGAUUGGAAUGCUUCAUUUUGAGAGGCAGUGUCUAUUAUAGGAUAAUACCUGCAAUAUAUUAGGAACCAGACAACGGGGCAAUUUUGAUAGGUCAAUUGAAGAAUGGGAUGAAUUUCAUAGGUAUCUCCCAUGAAUGCCAAAAGAAAUUCACUUCUUCACAUUUAACAUUGUACUUCAACAAUGAACAAUCCAAGACAAUGACAUUAGACUUCCCUCGUUUGAACCAAACCAUAGCUUUGACAAGAUUUACGAUAUGCGAGAAUCUCUUUGGUACAGCCUAAUGCAUUAUCAUAAUGAAUUAAUCCUCCACAAAAAUCAAGACCAUCCAAUCGGUGUAUGGACAACUACAAAUGGAUUUUAAGUAAUUGAAAACAUUGCCAGCUUGUUUGGAUAAGUACUUUGAGAGAAUCAUGUCUAUUUAUAUUCCAGAAUUUACAGAUGGCAAUCAUGUGAUUGAUGUAAUGGGGAAUUGCAAUGCUACUUUAUUAACUAAGUCUGGUGCCGUAAUGGCAGACAAGAAUAAGUUUCACUUUUCUGGAGGAUUCAGAUUGUUCUACGUUAUGUUACAUUUAAGUGGAACACUCUACAAACAGAUCAAUCAAGCAUAACUUAAUUUGUCUACUAUGUUUGAAGUCAUUAACCAUAUUCUCAAAAAUAAUAAUUAAUUACAAGCAGAGGCAUUCAAUAGUCAAUUCUUCCUGACUCUUGCUUCAAUCAUUAUGAGUUUCGAAAAACCUUUGAUUAACACCAAAUGCGUUGAAUUGUUGAGUGAGAUCAAAUCUAUUAUUGGAGACAAUAGAUUAUUGGAUCACUUUUUUAUUCACAUCUUAUGGAAUCCAAAGCUGCAUCAAUAAUGUAUAAGUGAUCAAGUGUUCUCUAAAUACUUGUAAUUGGCUUGUUAGGUUUAUUUACAAAAUCCAUAGCAUUAUCAACAUUUCAUAUCCUCCAAAGACAUUUUAGAUAUGUUAAUAUUUGCAUAUGCUGAAAAUCAAUGUUGUGAUUUACAUUUUAAUGACUUCGAGGAGUCCUUUCAAGUGCAAUUCUUAGAAAAGAUCUUUUAUUUAUUCAAUCAGUAAUCUGACAUUUCUGAACAUCUAGUUCUUUUUGAUUAAUAUCUGAUGUCUAAAAUAUCUCCUUGUCUCCUAUUGUAAAUUCUAACCAUUUUAAAAAGUUUAUUAGUUGACAAUGAAGAUUAGGGAAUCAAAACCAAUUUCAUUCUCCAAACAUGGGAUCAGAAUAACAUCGUAGAUUCAUUGCUUUUCAUAUUCAAAUCAACACCAUACUAUGAUAUCAGAGCAAUGAUCAUCUACUUCCUUCAUCUCAUCUUCCAAUAGCAAUUCCCAAACCAAAAACUCCAAACACAUUAAGCCAUUGAAUAUAUUACCAAUGCUAUCGAACCCCUGAUUGAGUUAAGUCGUAGUUCCAUAAUCUAACCUAUGAAAAAAGAAUAACCAUAGUAACAAUAGUAGGGUGAUUUUGAUGAACUCAAAAAUCUGGGAACUCAAUUCCUGAACAAUGAUUAUGAAAGUGUUCCUUAGGCUCCAUCUAUGACCAAUCGUCGUAAACCUCCUUAAGGAUUCUUUGAUAAUAAACAAAGACCACCUCCUCGCGCUCAAUCCAUACCUGCUCCUGAGACUGAAAAGUCCAAGCCUCCUUCAUUUUCUGUUGAUUAGAAGGGAAAAAAGAAAUUUCACAUUAAAAUUGACACUGAUGCUAUUAAUGCACUUUAUAAUUUUGGAGGUGAACAAGGGAAAAAGAAUGGAUUUGAUCAUGAAGCAUUUAAUAAGGAAAUGGCAGAAAUAAAUAGAUUAGCCAAGGCAUGCCAUAUGUACAUGUAAGGACAUAGAGAACCUGAAGAACCAUAUGUGGAAUCUCCUAAAUUAUAACAGAAUGUAGAAUCUCCAAAAUAAUAAUAAUAACAAACCGUUGCUAGACAACCACCAAUGUCAACAAAAAAUAGUUAAGCACCAAAAUAGUAAUUUUAAUAAGAAUUAACUCAAAUAAAGGAGGUUUCGUCAUCUUCCAUGUCCAUUUAGUAAGUUGAAUAAGUUCAAAAAAAGAAAAUGCAAUCAUUUGCUUCUGUUUACAAUUAACUUAUGAGUUGGAUGAUUGAUAAGAUCAAGAUUGGAGAGAAUGAAUCCUUGCUGAUAGAGGAGAAAGAUUAAAUCAAGAAUGAAGGCAUCAUAAAUGCUAUAAUGAAAAUUGUUGCUUUUUCAAUUGAGGACAAUCUAAAAGCUUAAAUUUUAUAAGAUUUACUUUGUCUUUGUAAGUCACAUCAAGGCAACUCCAUCCUUAUUUUAGGAUAGGCAGCAUUUCAAAAUGAACUUCUUAAAUUAUUAUCAGCACAAGAGGAUCAAAAUUUAAUCUAUGAAAUUGGCAGUCGGUUACACACCACACUCAUUCUAUAAGUGUUGAAAUCUGAAUUCAUUGGUGCUAAUUAUGUCUAUGAAUUAUUAAAAUGGGGUGUCGAAUUCAAUCAGAAAUUAGUGGAAAUGCAAAUGAAUGUAAUCAUUGACCAACUACAUGAUCAAUCCAAGACAUGUUAGACUGAUUCUUAACUGUGGAAGAACAUUGCUCAAACAGCAUUGUAUUUGAUAGAACUGAAGCAAUAUUACCCUUAAUUGAUAAACAAGUUUAAUAAAUUUUAUGACUUAAUUCAUAAGGAUUACUUGAUUAAUGGCAAUUCAGAAGAAUAAAUCGACCAAAUAUAAAAAUGCUACAAUCAUUCAGAAUUGGCUUAAAAAGUCUAAUCGUUCUUUAAUACUAAGAUACAAAACCAUCAAAUUUAUGAAAUCUUACUGGAAAGCACAGAUUAAGCCAACUUAUUCCAAUUACUUAAAACAUAUGCAAUCACUUUGGAGAUUUCUCAAUUUGAAAUCACUACUGGAUUAGCACUUAUGCUAUCUAAGGUUAGGAAUCACGAGAGUUUCAAAGAAGUUAUUAGAUUUAUGUGUUACAUUGUGUUUGUAUCAAAGGAGAGAAAUCAGCCAUCUAAAUUAAGGAAAUUCAUCACAGAUAUCAAUUAAGAGUGUGACUUAGUCAUAGACAGUGUUUUUGCUACAUCCUUCCAAGAUGAUUCAGUAUUGGAUUAAUUGAUAGAGUUGAUCAGCCGCGGUAAUACUUUGAAAAAGGAGAUUCAAAUUAAGGUGAACAUUCCUUAACAAUGGUCUAUGGAAUCGAUUGUUUCACCAUAGAAGGUUUCUAGAGAUGUGUAACAAUUGGGGGAAAACAGAUAUAUAGAAAUAGAAGAGAGGAAGACAUAGUGGAUUUAUAAGGAGAGUGAGAAGGAACGAAUUGGGAGAAAUAAAUAUCAUAAAUCUUUGAAUUCUCUGUUCCUGAACGAUGGGUGGCUAUCUUAAGGUUAAGGGUGCAUUUAAAGAAAUGAUUUGGUUUAGGACAUAACAUAAGAAGAGUUUGUUUAAUGCAAGUACUUUAAAAUUAAAAUAUCAAAAAUGCUCACUAAAUCUUUUGCUAGACCUUAUAUAAAAAGCAUCCCUAUAAUUCCAGAUGUGUUAAGAAAUAAACCAGCCUAUCAGACUCCUUAGACUGCUCCAAUUAUUUUGGGUCAUGAAAUCGAUAAAUUCGAAUAGCUUUAUGGAUAGAGACAGUCGACGAAUUCUUAGGCUGUUUAAGCGGCUACUCAAUUAUUGAAUAUGGGCAAGGCAUUCGGUAAUAAUAUAAAGAAUGCAGUAAAAACUAUAGCAAAUUAGAAGAUUCAGGCAUUAGAUAAUUUUAAAUCUUUUGGAGAGAAUACAUUUAAAGGCAAGAAAGUUCUUGUUAUAAAUGGAUUGUAUGUUUAUUUUGCGUUGAUGAGUUUAACAAAUACUCACAUUUUAUUGUAAUAUGAAUAUUUGAAAAGUGAAGGAUCACAUGCAGCUUUAGGAGUGUUUGAAUUGAAGGAAGAUUAGCGAUUGAUUAAAAAGUACCCCAUUUAUAAUUUGACUUUGGUGAUUAAGAAGAAAUAUUUAUAGAAGAGGACUGCUUUGGAGUUAUUUUUCAUUGACGGGAAAUCUUUAUUUAUUAACAUAUGCGAUCAAAACGAUCUGGAUGAGAUAUCAUCUAAGCUAUUGAAUUACCGUAAAAGUCACUAGGCUCCACAUUUCAAUUAGAGUAAGACUACAGAUCCAGGGAAAUUAUUGGAGAAGUAGGGGUACUUGUAGAAAUGGAAUAAAUAAUAAAUGAGUAAUUUCAAGUAUUUGUUGUUGUUGAAUAAUUUGGCAUCAAGAAGCUAUAAUGAUUUGACUCAAUAUCCUGUAUUUCCAUGGGUGAUUUGUGAGCCAAAGGACUAAUAAAUAGAAUAGGAACCGAGUGUCAGAAUAUAUCCUGAGGGGCAGUUCAGAGCGAUGCAGAAGACUAUGGGUGCAUUAGGGAAUAAUUCAAGAAUCAAGAGUUACAUUGAGAGAUUUGAACAGUCAGAGUAAGGAGGAGAGAUCCCAGCUUUUCAUUAUGGAUCUCAUUAUUCAUCGUUGGCUAUUACUUCUUAAUUCCUUAUAAGAUUGGAACCAUUCACAUCGAUAGCAAAGGAGAUCUAAGGGAAUAAGUUUGAUAUUCCUGAUCGUCUCUUUUAUUCUCUGGUGGAGAGUUUCCGUUGUGCAACAGAGGACAUUGCAGAUGUAAGAGAGUUGAUUCCAGAAAUGUUUUGUUUGCCUGAGAUGUUUCUUAAUUUGUAGAACUUGCAAUUUGGUAAAACACAGAAUGGAAUCAUUGUUAACAAUGUUUAAUUGCCUAAAUGGUCUCAUAAUAAUCCAUGGAGAUUUGUGGCAGGUUAAAGGAAUGCACUAGAAAGUGAGGAAAUAUAAAGAAAUUUACCAGAAUGGAUUGAUUUGAUAUUUGGAUUUAAGUAGAGAGGAAAAGAGGCAGAGAAGAAUUUAAAUAUUUACUUUUAUGUGACAUACGAUUAAUAAUUGACAUUGUAAAUGAUGGAAGAAAAUAGACUUAGUAUUGAAGCUUAAGUUGUGAACUUUGGAAUUACUCCAUUAUAGUUAUUCUUGAAACCUCAUAUUGGUAGAUAGAUCAAUAAUGAACAUCAUUUUGUUUCAAAUUCCUAAGAAUUAAAAGUCUAUAGGCCAUAAAAUAAAAAGAAGGUACCCAAUACCAUGAAGCCAAUUAUUGAUUUAUAAUAAGCAAGCAAUAGAGCAAUCGUUAAGAUAAAAUGGAUUUCAGAUGUGAGAUUGAUAUGUAUAAGAAAGGAAGGUAAGAUUGAUUUUCUUAAAUGGACAAGUCAAACUGAUGUUCAAGCCAAUCAACCACCCUUCCAAUGUGGUUUAGAAAGAGAAAAACAAUUCAACUUUGAAAAACCUCAGACUGAACUUUUCAAUAUUUGGGAUGUGUCUGCUCAAUUGUCUUCAUAUCCUAUGUUGGUGUUUAAUUAGGGCAAACUCUUUAUUUGUGGAGGGUAUCACCUAGGUAAAUUGAUUAUCAUUGGUGAUAACAACCAAAUUGUUGAUAUCUAUCAGAUACAUACUGCCACUAUCACAACGUUGGCCUCAGAUAAAAAGGAAUCUGUGAUCAUAUCUGGAGAUAAGAGUGGACAUGUCAUCUUAUGGAAUGUUGAUAAGCAGAAGGAUAUCUAUAAACUGCAUGCCAAAUGCAUGUAUUUUGAUCAUCAGAAUCAAAUCAAUUGCAUUCAUGUUUCUACCAAUAUGAAACUAUUUGCAACUGGAUGCACAGGUGGUUAUGUUUAUCUGUAUAAUCUAUACAAUGGGUAAUUGAUGAGAUCAUUCAUACAUCCCAAUAAGAAUCCAAUCAAUGCGAUUGUCAUGAGCAAUAGACCGCUGUUCUGCAUCGUUUUCUAUUCAGCAUUUGAUCAUCAAAUUUAUAGUUAUUCCAUCAAUGGAUUCUUAUUGGAAGUUCAAUAGGAGCAGAGUUCAUCCUUGAUUGAUUGUCAAAUUAUGAGGAAUAAUCUCUUUUAAGACAUUAUGGUAUAUGGCACUGAAAAUGGCGAAUUGGUUAGAAGAUAAUUGCCUUAUUUAUAAUAAUUAAAAAGAUUUCAAAUAUCAGCCAAAUCCCCUGUAUUAUCAAUUUCUUGCUCAAAGGAUAAGAAGUUUUUCAUUUGUGGAUGCAACGACGGCGAAAUUUCAGUAAUGGCAGAACCUCAAUAAAAUAAAUGA